Eurytemora carolleeae is the source of this 527-nucleotide messenger RNA. RefSeq lists its product as uncharacterized. Lineage: Eukaryota; Metazoa; Arthropoda; Copepoda; Calanoida; Temoridae. The transcript is spliced from 4 exons. The record is from RefSeq and is a predicted model, not a curated record. The coding region runs from base 58 to 405 and encodes 115 amino acids.
AAGAAGUAGUAUUCCAGUGCAUUGAAGUCUAAUCCUUGCUACAAUACAGCCACACAUAUGCUUCUCGUCAUUUUGCUCAUUACUAGCUCUGCUGCUGGGAAGAUUCAAGAUAAUGAGUCUUCAGAAUGGGGUGAAGUGGGGUCAAGUUGGGAAGAUAUCAAAGAAGCAGACCAUGAUAGUGAAGAAGUUGAUGGCAAUGGUAUCCAGAAACUUAUUGACUUGCUUAAACCUCUGCUAACCAGGAAGAAAAGUGUUAGAGAAUGUACAUGUAAAACAAUUAAACCAAGGGAAGAGAAACAAGAUUUAACCACACUUGAACCAGAGAAAGUAUCUGAAAAAAAUAAUGGAACCAAGGGCUUGUCUCUUCCUUUGGUUGAAGAGAAUGGACCUGACUAUUUAAUGUAAGAUUUCCAGACUAUGUCAGAUUUUCAAGCAUUGCCAGGCAGAGAAAAUGUCCUUGUUUUAUGAGUGUUUCUGUAUGUUCUCUCCAUAAAGUUUCAUUUACAAAAUAUACUUUUUCACUGACA